UGCUGCUGCCGGUGGUGGUGAGCGGAGAGGCCAUGUCUGGGGCGGUGACGGUGGACACGGCAAGGCCGAUGGAGCACAACGGCAUUGUCGUCGAGUUGGUGGGUGACAUGGCCCUGUUCUACGACCGUGAUUCGAGGUCGCAGUUUGUCCACGAGGCGUACGCGUUGGCUGAUCCGGGGGAGCUGGCUGCGGGCGUGGCGCUGUUCCCGUUUGAUUUCGGCGUCCCGCACUGCCCGCUCGAGUCGUACGCAGGCGCCAACGUGCGGGUCCGGUACGUGAUCCGUGUCACGAUUGUGCGGUCGCUUAUGCAGUCUGUCGUCCACGAGCAGGAGCUCUGGGUUCACGUCUACAACAAGCCGCCGGCCAUCAACAACUCGAUCAAGAUGGAGGUCGGCAUCGAGGAGUCACUGCACAUUGAGUUUGAGUACUCCUCGUCCAAGUAUCAUCUGCGCGACGUCAUUGUUGGCAAGGUCUUCUUUCUCCUGGUCCGCGUGCCCAUCAAGUUCAUGGAGCUGGCCCUGACCCGGUCCGAGUCUACCGGCCUGCCGCAGGCUCAAGCGUACACCGACACACAAACGCUGGCCAAGUUUGAAAUCAUGGACGGCGCACCCGUCCAUGGCGAGAGCGUUCCAGUCCGCUUCUUCCUCGGUGGCUUUCCGCUCACGCCGACCUACCACGAGGGCAUCAAGAUCUUCUCGGUCCGGUACUACCUCAACCUCGUUCUCGUCGAUGCCACCGAUCGCCGCUACUACAAGCAGCAGGAGAUUGUGCUCUGGCGGCGCGAUCCGCGCAGAAUCACCCGGACCCGGACUCGCCGCACCCGCGUCCGCCUCCGUCCUGGCUCGCCCCCCUCCUCCCCGCCGCCGCCGUCUGAAUCGGCGUCGAGCGGCAGGGCAUAA
This is a messenger RNA of Thecamonas trahens ATCC 50062, 899 nucleotides long. Its product is annotated as vacuolar protein sorting-associated protein 26B-B. NCBI's taxonomy places the organism in Eukaryota, Apusomonadida, Apusomonadidae. The record is from RefSeq and is a predicted model, not a curated record. Gene Ontology annotation, biological process: intracellular protein transport; retrograde transport, endosome to Golgi. Bases 33 to 899 code for a protein of 288 amino acids. Gene Ontology annotation, cellular component: endosome; retromer complex. The transcript has a single exon.